CUUCCUCAGCAAUCAAGAAAGCAACCAUUCUCAAACCCUCAAAUUCAUUCCAUCAAGCGAAAUGAUGUCCCCCAGCACCAUUGCCUACCUCUUCUCCACCGCGCUCGCCGUGCUUACCCCCCUCGCCGCCGCCAAAGGCUGCUACAGCGGCGGAGAGUCGUACAGCUCUGUCGCCACCGGCCACGAAAUCCUCGAGGAGGCGGUAAAUGCCUGCGACAUCCUCGAGGGCAUCUACGUCUCUGGCGCCAGCCGUCCCCACUGCAGCAAUUUCCAGUCGGGCAACCGCGUCAACUGGGAGGUGACCAACGAAUCCGGCUCGAAGGCCAUUCUUUCCUCCAUUGACUGCGUCGCUGCCUUGAGAACCGAGAUUGAGGCCUGCCCGCGCGGUAGUCUUCAGACUUACGGUCCCUUCUUGAUUAAAUACGACCCCAACGCGGGCGCUUGCUAGAGGGUUGGCUGAGUUGUGCAUCAGAGCGAAGCGGAUCGUGUUCGGGCGGAUGCAGAUUGUCGAUGCGGUGGAUGGGUGAUGAUGGUCUAGCGGAUGGCGAAGAUGAGGCGAUUGAGUUGAUGAGUUGAUGACGGAGAUGAGAUGGAUGUGUUUACAUGUAUGCACUUGAUAUCAUUCUUGCACGGUCUCAUUGUGAGUUUGGCCUUUUGUCUCUCUGCUUGAAGUUCGCUCGUUGGGACUCUCAAGCCGAACUCAACAUGGAUGCUUUUUUCUG
This is a messenger RNA of Aspergillus fijiensis CBS 313.89, 722 nucleotides long. RefSeq lists its product as uncharacterized. Lineage: Eukaryota; Fungi; Ascomycota; Eurotiomycetes; Eurotiales; Aspergillaceae. The coding region runs from base 62 to 448 and encodes 128 amino acids. The record is from RefSeq and is a predicted model, not a curated record. The transcript has 2 exons.